AUGUUUUUGACACAAUGUUCAAAUGCAUUGGUUCCCAGAUAUGCAGUCAUACAUAUGCCUGCCAAAUUUCAUGUACAAGUUCGCACUUUGCAGUUUGGCUACCCAGAGCAAUCAAGACACCAAAAACUCGCGCCAAACUCUGAAUGCAAUUCAAAUGGAUUGCUGCCAACGACCGUCAAGUAUGAUGAACUUAAGUCCACUCCCCGUGGUAAUCUUGAGAGAAUAAGUCGGGCUAUAAUCUCAGCUGAUAUAGCACUUGUUUCCAUGAUGCUGGCUGCAUUCUCAAACCCAUUCACAUAG
Messenger RNA from Fraxinus pennsylvanica, 300 nucleotides. The record is from the annotation of a GenBank genome assembly. Lineage: Eukaryota; Viridiplantae; Streptophyta; Magnoliopsida; Lamiales; Oleaceae.